Spirodela intermedia is the source of this 1693-nucleotide messenger RNA. The record is from the annotation of a GenBank genome assembly. Lineage: Eukaryota; Viridiplantae; Streptophyta; Magnoliopsida; Alismatales; Araceae.
AUGAAUUUUCUCCAAUCACUUUCCAUAGAUUUCUGUGGUAGUUCUCUAUUUAUCAACUCUAAACUUAUGUGGAAAGUAUUUUUCGCUCAGAAAUUUCCCGUCUCCAUUUUUACCUUUGUGGGAAUUCUGGCGUUUAUUAAGUUAAUCUAACCAGAGUUCUAAGCGGAAUGUCUUCAUUAACUGUUCCAUUUUCAUUUUCAGAGAGUUUCAGCUUCAUCAGGUGACUUGCAAAGCUGCAAAAGCAAACUGGAAUCUCUAUUUUGUUAUGAUAAAUCGAUUCCAGAAGAGAAAAUUGAAAAGCCCAUUGGUUUAUCAUUGAGCACGAAGGAAAUUGGGGAUAAAUCCCCUUGCAUGGACUGUGAAUCAAAAGGGGCUGUCUUGUGCACUACGUGCUCUGGUUCAGGCUUAUAUGUUGACUCCAUUUUGGAGUGUCAGGGGAUUAUUGUCAAAGUUAGGUGUCUAGGUACGUAUCUCCUUUCAUAGUUCCUUUUACCACCAUGCUCAAUAUAAAUCUGCUUUAUAUCAAAAACACUAGAUUUAUCAGUUUUCAACCAUAUCUUUCCUCUCUCGUGUACUGAUUUGAUUUCAUCAUUUCUGUGACGAAUUUCGAGAACUGUUGACUUUUGUUCCUUCAGUUGGUAGCAUUGAUGAUUUAUAUUCUAUCGUGAUAUAUGAUGGAAUAUAUACAGAAAAAAGUAUUAACCAAAUUUCUUGGAUCCUUUAAGGACCGACACAAGCAACUACAUAUGUUAAAAGAUUUAGCUGCGAUAGAGACUAACUGUGAGAAGCUUAUGGUCCUAGAUCGAAAAGCCUCUAUUUUUUAAACAAUAUAGCAUCUUUUUUUGAAGUCAAGCAUAAACUUCCUCAUAUAUGAUUUGGUGUGCUGUGCAUGCGGAAAAAUCCUCAUCCGAUAAUGACAAUACUGUAGUCACUACUGAAAAAUCCUCAUACUUGCUCUUUUCUCACAAUCUGUAGUCACUACUGGAGAAGCUUGCUACAAAUCCAACCAGGUGGGGACAUGCAAGCACCUGUUAGAUCUAACUUGAUGCAGUAUCAUGCCUAGUUCUUUACCUUAUUAACCCGCUGUAAUAAUGAAAAGCUAACAGUGGUACAGUAGAAAUGCAGACAGAACGAAAACAAGCUGGAGAGAAUAAAAUGCCUGCAUUUUAUACGAGUGUCACAUGGGGGGAAACAUGAUGUUGACCUUUCAAUCAUCAGCUCAAGACUCGAACCACAAACUUCUCAUAGUUACAGUCUCUAUCUGAGUUAAAUCUUUCAACAUAUGCAGUUGCUUCUGUCGGUCCUUGAAAGGAUUACAGAAACUUGGUUAAUACUUCUUUUCUGCAUAUAUCCAUGAUUGAAACAGCUUUUUCUUGUAUACCUCUUAGACAUUUUAAUUUGCAUAAUAUCUGGUGGUCUAUGUUUUAAAUACCUUUGGACACAAUAUCCGAAGGAAAAGGUAAGAAAACCUGACAUGUGUUCAGUUCCAUGAGAAAUUGUCACAUGAACUCGCACGUGUAUUCAUAACUUGGCUAUUGUUUGUCUGCAUAUGUUCUACAGUUUAUUCAUUUCCCUUCAGAAGUGUUGGUUUACUUUCCUGCCCUGAUGUGGAACCUGUUGGGCUGUGGUCAUAGGCUGUGGCGGCUCUGGCAACACCAUGUGUUCAACAUGUGGAGGGAGAGGCCACCUCUGA